AUGCCAUCUACAAUACAGAUGUCUGAAGAUCGAAUUCGUAAUGGUGCAAAAAAAUUAGCAAAAGCUCGAACAACAACACAACAAGGUCGCUUGGAUUCAUUUUUUACUGUAUCUCAUACUGUUACGGCAACGACACCAACUACAAAAAAAGCCGAAGCAAAUAUUGCUACUAAUAAAGGUCUCAAACGAAAGAAUGGUCCUACAAAUGAUAGUACAUCGAAAAGUAAAGCCAGUGGUGGUUCUGUUAAAAAAUAUAAAUAA
Messenger RNA from Rotaria sp. Silwood1, 261 nucleotides. The record is from the annotation of a GenBank genome assembly. Lineage: Eukaryota; Metazoa; Rotifera; Eurotatoria; Philodinida; Philodinidae.